This is a messenger RNA of Cheilinus undulatus (humphead wrasse), 849 nucleotides long. RefSeq names its product mitochondrial contact site and cristae organizing system subunit 13 (gene micos13). The coding region runs from base 127 to 468 and encodes 113 amino acids. Gene Ontology annotation, biological process: cristae formation. Lineage: Eukaryota; Metazoa; Chordata; Actinopteri; Labriformes; Labridae. The record is from RefSeq and is a predicted model, not a curated record. The transcript is spliced from 4 exons. Gene Ontology annotation, cellular component: mitochondrial crista junction; MICOS complex.
CUUGUGCACAGAGAUCAGGCAGGGUUGUCCUUCAGUGAAGCUGUCACACCAGCCUUUCUCUGAGAGCCUUUGUAGGUGAUUAUUUGGAAUUAAAGACCGUAAAAGGAAACCUUCCUUCGUUGAUCGAUGGCGGCAAAGAUUCUGCCUGUCGUGAAACUGGCCACCAAGGUGACCAUAGCUGGUGGAGCUCUGUACGUCGCCUAUGACUCUGGUCUGUUGGGGAGCAGUGAGCAGGGCUCAGUGGCUCUGGAGAAGGCCAAGGCUGCAAUACCUCCAGCCAUUGAGGAAUGGAUGAAGUACUUUGGCCUGCAGGCUCAGCUUCCUACCGUGCCAAAGAUUGAAUUUGCCCCAGUUCAGUCUUGGAACUCUGGUGUGCGGUGGACGAUCUCAAGUCUUUCGGAGGCUCCAACAAAAGCAAAUGAAUACACAAAUAAGGGACUGCAGUACAUUAAAGACCUCACCAAAUGAACAUUGCCUCUUUUGGACAACCUCACAUUUAUUUGAAUUUUGCACUUAAAAAUGACAUUACUUCUUCAAAAGAUGUAGACAUCACAGGGAAGAAAAAACAGCAUGAAAGAUAACUGUUAAAUGUAAAGAAGUUGUAGUCCUCUGAGAUGGUACUGUGGUCCUCUAAAUGAGCGUGGCAUUUGUUACAGGUUGUCUGUAAAGCUAGAGUGCAUUCUGGGAAAGUUGUAUCAUUUUGUGUACAAAUCUAUUUUUAAUUUUAACAUUGACAAUACUUUACUACCCUUUAUCUCUCAAACCACCCAGAUGUUAUGAAGAGAAUGUCUCUUGUAUAUAUGCAGUUUCUUCAUUUAUGACUAAAUAGUACAUAAAACUGAAAAUCUA